AUGGAUCAUGGCCUGGUAUGUUUUAAUGAUACUGACAACGUCGCCCCCACUUAUCAACAUCCUGCUUCUGAUGGCCAGACUAGAUGCUCUACCAUUGAUGCUACCUUCGGUUCUCCGGACCUCCCUAUAGCUGGCUGGCGAGUUAUGACUGACUGCCCUUAUGGUGGGGAUCACUACCCCCUUCUCUUUACGCUGCGAGGUGGGUCUACGACUAGCGACGAGCGAGGCCCUCCGCACGAUCUAUGCGACCUCGUUCACUCUAAGACCGACUGGGCCUCAUUCACCACUUAUCUAGACCAUCAGAAGGCCUACUAUUACGCAAGGGAAGCACUUUCCCCCUCUGGUUGUCCUGAUACCCUCGAAUCUCGCAUUGCUACUCUUCUCCAAGGAGCUGCUAGGACAAGCACGCCGAUUCGUGACAACCGGCCCUGCAGAUCCACUAUUAACACUUGGUGGGAUCACGAGCUUCGAUCUUCACGAUCUAAGCUCGCCAGGACCAAGAGGCAACACGGCUCCUCCUCGGACAUCUAUAAGAAGGAGCGUCGUGAAUAUCGGGAUAUGAUUGCUAAUAAGAAGAUGGCUGGCUUCGCUGCCUUCGCCUCCUCCAUUGAAUCUCGUCCGGACUUCCUAUCUAAGAUCACCAGGGACCGACCUCCACCACCUACCACUAUAACGGGAUUCCCUACGGUCGAAGGCACUGUUACAGCCCUAGCGGAUCGCUAUCUUGGUGACCCUAUUCCCCCGCAUUUUCUGGACACUGUCCGGUCGCCCCCUAACUCUGGAUGGGAUAGCCAAGCUGGCGAGGGUUAUGUUGACUUCCCCCUCGGCAUUGUGAAAGAGGAGCUCUCAAAACGGGGUAAAGAUACCUCUCCGGGAUCUUGUGGUAUCCGGUGGGAACACCUUCUCCAUACGCCGGACUGGCUCCUCUCUGAGGUGUGCCGCCUCUUCCAAUGGUGCUUUGAUGUAUCCGCCACACCACUUCAUUGGAGACAUUCCACGGUACGCUACAUCCCUAAAGCCUCUGGGUAUGGCACUGCAAAGGGCAUCCGCCCCAUCACACUGUCUUGCACCUUGUGCAAAUUACAGGAAGCGGUCAUUGCUCGUCGCCUCUCUCCCUAUACAGAAGCGAUUAUCCGAUGUGAUGAACACUUUGCCUAUCUCCCUCGUCGAUCCGCUACUCUUAUGGUUGACAAGAUGAUCCACUAUGCACAACAGGGGCUCAGCGGCAAACUUGUGAAAAAGAAGCCUCCUUGGGCCAUAGUUGGUCUCGACCUGAGUAAUGCUUUCGGCACGGUGCCACAUUGCAAGCUUCUGCAAGGUCUACAGAGCAUUGGCAUCCCCACCAAGGAAAUCGAAUGGAUAAGAUCCUGGCUAGGACCCAGGCUUAACUCCAACCGCUACCUGGGCAUCGACACCACUCGCAUGGCCAAAGAAGGGAUAGGACUAGCCCAAGGGAGUGUUUUAUCUCCGCUCUUAUUCGUCUAUUUUAUGCAUUAUGUGAUCAGUGCCAUUAAAGACGAUCUUCCUGACGGACCCUUUCCCUAUCGAUGGUUUGUAUAUGCUGACGACUGCCACCUUGUUUUCAAGUUCAAACCCCGAAGCUCUCAAGAGGACAGGGAUAGUCACAUUCACAAUUUUCUGGAUCGACUGUCCACUCUGCUAGGGUUGUACAAUCUCUCUCUGUCCACUGAGAAGACUGAAAUUCUCACCAGCUAUGUCUCACAGGCCUAUCCAGCGAAGCACAUUGGUAUUUUGGGUAUUACUAUCACCAGAAGGCUGAGCUUCCACCUACACCUGAAGGCCAGACUAUCCAAGUGUCAUGGUAUCACUCUGAAGGCGUGGCGUUAUGCUCGGAGCUCCUUUGGAGUCUCUCCUGAUUCCAUCCUUCUACUUGCCAAAUCCGUCUGGCUACCUACACUCUGCUAUGGUCUAGAAGUCUGGGGUACUACCCUUGCUAUCAACAAGAGCACUCUGCUGAUCGACUCCGCUUACAGGAAAAUUUUGAAGUUAGCCUAUCGGCUUCCCCCCUCGGCGCCCAAUUCCUUUGUGGAUCUUCUUUGCGACUCACCAUCGCUAUCCUACACCCUUAUUGACAAGCUGUUGGUCAAAUCUAUGCACUGCAUGGAGCACCCUCCUGCUCCAAGCUCGCUACCAAAUCAUUUCAGUUGGUGCCCAUCACUGUCGGAUAAGUGGCUCCGCAUCCUUCACGAUCGGCUUCCGGACUAUGGUAUCACUGAUUGGUACGCCCCUGGCCCCCCUAUCCCCAUCGACGUUGCCAAUCGUAUCAUCAUCGAGGAUACUAGACAGGCGGCCAUUACCAGGUGGCGCAGCCUAUCUGGGAUAGGUAUCGAUGCCUACACGGAUGGCUCACUGGUCAAGGACGGCCUGAAGGCCACGGUUGGUGCGGGGUUUGUGGUGGUACGGGGCCGAACAGGAGGCUCUGCUGCUCGCCGCCAACUUCCUUCACCUACAUUGUGCACGUGA
Messenger RNA from Perkinsus marinus ATCC 50983, 2484 nucleotides. RefSeq lists its product as hypothetical. The coding region runs from base 1 to 2484 and encodes 827 amino acids. Lineage: Eukaryota; Perkinsozoa; Perkinsida; Perkinsidae. The record is from RefSeq and is a predicted model, not a curated record. The transcript has 2 exons.